ACUUGUCAUUCAAGAGGAGGGCGUGGUCGGUAGUCUGGGUAAACAAAUCUGCCACACUUGAAACUGUUGGCCCUCUACAAGUCUACAAAAAUUGCAUGAAAGGGCCAAAGUGCACGAGGCCCGUCAGAGCUUUAAAAGCUAAAAUGCUGUGAACUCGCAAGGUUGCUAGGGUGCGUGCCUACUGAACAUGGUGCGUGUGAUUUCGGUGCACCAUUUCGUGAGCCAGGAGAUCCAGCCUGUGGAUGAGCCUUUGGCCGUGGCCUCGGCGACUCCUGACAAGCUGCUCAUAGCCCUGCCCAUCCAUGCCGUGGAGGUACGAGACCUGCGGAGGGGUGCCCUUCCAACACACUGCUUUCCGACGGUGGACGAAGUUCGCUUUCUCACGCACUGCAUACAAGGGAAUUUUGUGGCCACCUUAGAAAGCAAGAAAAGCCGACAGGGCAACGAAGCGAUCCACGCAAGGAUUUACGUCAAUUGGGAUGUGCCAAGCAAAUUGGAAGGAAUGAGAGCCCGUAUUGCUGGACGAGUUACACCAAGCAGCAGUCAGUCUGGCGUGGCCAGUUUGGAAAUGAUUGAAUUACCCGUCAAAAGGACUCCGAACAAUCUGGCCUGUUGCCAAGUGACAGGAAAUGUGAUCAUCAGCUGUCACAUGACACUCACUGUGUUUAAAUUCAACAUCGAGACCCAUGACAUUUCCAAGCUUAAGUUUAUUGACUUCAUAGAACACUUUAGUUUGGAUUUAAAUUUUUGCCCCAACCUAAUAUGUCUGAACGAGGAUGUGAUAUCCUGCAGCUCCAAGGAGAACUUGCUAGUGAUCAGAGUAGUGAUUUCGGACCCAGCCAGAACUGAUGAAAAGAAAACUAAGUCUAGAGGAAAAAGUUCUGAAAAUAUUUCUAAGAAGCCGGAAGUUAAAAGAGAAAGAUCACCAGUACGACUCUCCGAGCUACUUGCUGAAGCGCCUUCACUGAAAGAAAAACUGCAUCCUGACUCAUUCCCUGUGUUAGUGCAGCUACCUUCAAUUUCUGAGGGGAACAAGAAUCUUUCAGCCAAUCAGCUAAUUAACUUAACUAACAAAGGUGGACCAUUUCGAGAUGCCACAUCAGAUCUGAACGCCAAAAUCUCAUUCAUCUCAAAUAAAGAUCUGAACGCCCAAAUUGUUAAAAUCAUGAGUUUGCAACUGCACACAUGCAACCAGGCCAUGAAAGACGAAUUCAAGUGUUUGCAAGUUUUACCAAUGUAUACUGAUCCCGAUAAAAAGAACAAAGAAAUUUCUCACCAUUCCUCGUUUUGCUCGAACUAUGCGAGUGAGUUGGUCAGUCUGGGCAUUGCAGUCACGACCCAGCAGGAGGGAUACAUUUACCACGUUAACUACAGAGCUCUUAUUUCUGGCUCACAAGAGGAUAUCAUUUCCGGCCCAACUAUUUACUCUUUCACAGCUCCCAUCUCAUGCCUUGCACUAGAGAGGUCCAUUCUUCACGCUUUAACCGACACCGGACUCGAAUCUUACACUGGAAGAGCCGGCCAUUAUUUUUUGAGGACCUUAGGCUUGGACAACCCAGAUGAAUUUAGUGCAAGCUACCCGUCAAUGGACGACCCUGUUUGCUUAGUUGGCUUGCGCCCUUUCUUCAGCGUCGAACACAUUUUACUCACAGAGAAUUACCUCUGCUUGCUUGCCUGCUCUGAUCCAUCAAGCACAUCUAGUCAAGACUCUCAGAGUGGUUCGAAUUGGACCCUCUACUCAUUAAAGUUGCCCAGUUGUGCAGAUCUUUACCAAGACAUGGUCCAAUUAGCAAACAUUCAUAAAGGCAGCGCCCCCACCACUUAUCUCCACCUGUUGUCGGAGGCCCACGCUGUUCUCGGCACGGCCAGGCAGUGCAUGAAUUGGAGGCUAGACCACGUUUCCCAAGGAAAUGUUGUGGUUGCGGUGCCAGGAUGGGAGGCCAGUCCUGAGGCCAAUCGAAGGCUUGAGCGCUGCUACCAAGAGUCAUGCGCACUUCUUGGUGACUAUUAUAUCAAUGGUGACGACGAAAGUCACUGGAAAUUGGCAAAACCCUUCUAUGACAUGAGUGGUAUGAAAGCUGAGCACGUAUUGGACAGGUUUAUCAGAAUGGAGGACACUUUAGGAGAAAUUCCAAUGUUUGACGAAGAGCCCAAGGAACGCAGUUACAAGGGGUUGAUGUUCUAUCUGAAAGGCGAACUGCCUAGAAACAAAAAGUCUGCUGAAGAAGAGUCCAUAAAUGUUGAAUUUGCAUCUCACUUGUUGGAAUUGUUUGAGAAACAUGACCCUGCGUCCAUUUCCGCCCUAAUCCUGAGCUCGGUCACCUUACGUCAGCACUGUAUUGACAGGGUGCUGCAGGUCAUGAAGAAGCGCCUCCUGGUGAAAGGUGCCAGCAGCAGUUUGUCCUCCCAAGAGAGCCUGAACACUUGCACCGGUGGAGACCCUUUUGACGCUCUGGCUCUGGUGCUACUGUGCCUUCAGAAAGGGUCUGUCGACCAGGCCAGGACGGUUCUUUCAUCGUUAGUUGACCCUAUGGAGUUAGUCAAGGCCUUGCAAGAAUAUCACGGUUUGCUCUUCACCGCCGUUGAAGUUAAGCAGAAGGAAGUGGCGUUGGCCUUCACUGAACUGGCCUUACUGAUUGCCGAGAUUUUGCCGGAGUCCUUGGCGUCGGUACUUACAAACUUGACCCUGAACCCAAGUUUGGCCCAUCAACUCCCUUGCGUGCCGACCUUGAUUGGACUGACGAGAGCCUUUUUGAUGACACCCUGUGGAUUUUCCUCGCCAGGUGCCCCGUCCUCGAACGCAACGAAAGUCCUGAGGGAUUAUUUGGAGUCUUUUCUAUCAAAGCUCCCUAAUAAUUAUUCUUUGGCUGAAGUAGCUGAGGGCACUUGUAUAUUGACAAGGUCAUAUCUAGCCUGCCUGGUGGACAAGAACUUUUUCAAAUCAUUUGACCCCACCGCUGAUUAUGAAGAGCCCUUCGGGAAAAGAUACAAUUAUCUCUCUUCACUUCCUCCGUUCCAUGUGGACAAGUCUUGGUAUGCUUCUCAGAAGGUGCCUGUCCCUCUAGAACUAGAAGAAAAACGGCUUGCAUAUGAAAUGCUCAUCAAGCUACAGUCCCUGCUUUGUUCGCCCAAACUGGGUCAGCAUAGCUGCUUUGAAGUUCUCCAGUUUUUGCAAUCACACCCCCAUGUGUCUGGGGCGUUAGCCCUAAAAACUAUUUGUGUAUCCCCGAAAGAAACAAUCAAUUUGCUGGUAGAGCACAAUCCAAAUUGCCUUCUAGCUUUUGCAAAGGAAAAGUUUACGAAUGAAAAUGAAUGGAAGUAUUUUAUCGGGUCUCUGCACAAGAAAACGGAACAACUGCACAAUGACUCACCCGUCCAAUUCCUGUACUCAAAAAUAUUCACAGAUACCCUGAAUCACUUGGUGCACAUCCUUUCGUUGGAAGAAUUCGUUCGGAUUUUGCCUGGUGGAGAGAUGGCAUGCGAGAGCCCCGUUUUCAAGCCAUAUGUCAAAGCUUGUGAGAAUGUGCAAAGUGCAAACUACCUGAGGUCCCUGAUUAUGGAAACAGGCGAGGCACUUCUCAACACCCUCGAUUUCAACUAGUCGCAUUAUUCGCAAUCAUCCUUUAAUUCUCAUUAUUGUUAAUUGUUACCUUCUUGAGCACAGUUAUUUAAUGUUUCAUUAUAUAUCAAUCACUCUGUUUAGAGAUAAACAGUAGAGUGCUUGUGCAGUUUUUGAAAUGUUUGUAACUAAAUUAUUUAAUUCAACUGGUUGAAACGUUGGUAAUAAUUAUGUUGAAGCUUAAAGCAUUAAAGGCUGUGUUUUAUU
Messenger RNA from Neocloeon triangulifer, 3826 nucleotides. RefSeq names its product BLOC-2 complex member HPS3. Lineage: Eukaryota; Metazoa; Arthropoda; Insecta; Ephemeroptera; Baetidae. The record is from RefSeq and is a predicted model, not a curated record. The transcript has 14 exons. Bases 188 to 3601 code for a protein of 1137 amino acids. Gene Ontology annotation, cellular component: cytoplasm. Gene Ontology annotation, biological process: organelle organization.